Emiliania huxleyi CCMP1516 is the source of this 1383-nucleotide messenger RNA. RefSeq lists its product as hypothetical. The annotation marks the transcript as partial. The transcript is spliced from 9 exons. NCBI's taxonomy places the organism in Eukaryota, Haptophyta, Isochrysidales, Noelaerhabdaceae. The record is from RefSeq and is a predicted model, not a curated record.
CCGCCUCUUGGCCGACCGCCGCCGCCACCGCCGCCGCCGAGGGGGGGAACAAGCUGCAGCUCGCGGUGGGCAACGCGGGGCAGGAGGUGGACCUCGACUACUCGCCAAAGAAGUAUUGCGAGCCGCACGCCCGCAACGUGACCGGCUGGGACACGGCGCGUCUGCGCGUCUGCCAUCACUUUUCGGACUCGCACGCCUUUGCCGUUUCGCAUGCCCACGCGUCGGCCGUCGUCGCUGCGCACGCGGCGCUGGUGGCUCGCGACGGGCGCGGGGCAGGCGCCUGCCUCAACCCGUGGCACUCGUCGAGUUGCGGCGAUGACCCCGGCGUGCUGCGCGACUUUUUCGAGCAGUGCGACCGGCCAAAGCGGAGGCAACCUCCCUCGGACACGCGCCUGAGCUGCCGCGGCCUCCUCGCGCUCGCGCUUCCCGCCCCCGCCUGUGAACGGCGCCUCUUCACACCUCCAGCUGUGAACAGGCCUCGUGCUCGCGGGUCUGCGCGUGCCGUGGGCCCUUCUGCACAACAACACCGUCGGCUUCAAGAUGGCCGGCGAGACACAGCCGAGAUAUAGCCGAGAGACUGCCGAGAUAUAGCCGAGAGACUGCCGAGAGGCAGCCGAGAGGUAGCCGAGAGGCAGCCGAGCGGCAGCCGAGCGCCAGCCGAGAGGCAGCCGAGAUAUAGCCGAGCGGCAGCCGAGAGGCAGCCGAGAGGCAGCCGAGAGGCAGCCGAGAGGCAGCCGAGAGGCAGCCGAGAGGCAGCCGAGAGGCAGCCGAGAGGCAGCCGAGAGGCAGCCGAGAGAACACAGCCGAGAUGUACGCACCUUCAAGAGGGACUAGACGAGAGUCACGGGCAACGAAAUGACUGGGCCGGCGUGGACGAGCCGCAGGUGUUCACACGCAGGACUCGUAAUUCAUGAGUUCUACUUUAGAACCGACAGGUGCUCACAAGCAGGACUCGUACGGCAUCAUCUUUUACUUAUUUAUUUAUUAUUUAUUUGGCAGGUGCUCACAAGCAGGACUCGUACGGCAUCAUCGCGCGCAUGGUCAAGGAGACGGCGGUGUGGAAGCAGAUCCUCGAGGAGGGCCACGCCACACUCCACCGCGGCCACGCCUUCAACGCGACACGCGCGGACGAGAAGGGGAGGGUGCGGCGGGAGAAGCGGAGGGAGGCGCAGCGCGCGGGCAAGCUCACGUCGCUCGCAAAAGGCAUCCGCGCCGGCCGCUGAGUAGCAGGGGCGAGGGGACGCCCUCGCUCCCUCUGUCUGAUGAGCGCAUUUGGCGCUGUCUAUUGGUUGUGGGGGGUUCGCUUUGUCUGUCGGUGUUUGCAGAGUGUCGGGCCGAGUGUGCAUGCUUCCUUCCGCCAUCUUCUUUCGACUGAAAGAAACG